Molecule: messenger RNA, 5416 nt
Organism: Manis javanica (Malayan pangolin)
Lineage: Eukaryota; Metazoa; Chordata; Mammalia; Pholidota; Manidae
Source: RefSeq, a predicted model, not a curated record
CCCGACGCCGGCCGCCCGCGGGCGGGCUGGGCUGAGCCGGGCUGGGGGCUGCGCCCGCCUGGCAGUCAGGGCCGAAACCGCGCUCCUGGGGGCGCCCGCCGGGGGGGCGUAGGCGCACCCGCAGCCCCGGUGCGCACGCCCGCGGCUGGACAGUAGGGCUUGGCACUCCCUCGCCGAGCGCAGCCCAGCCUCGGAUCCGUCCCUUUUGGUCCUGUGAGUGACCCCGUUAUCCGCCUCUGGGGCCUAACACCAAGUUGGAGGGCUCGCGGAUCAGCCACCCACCAGCCGUGGAAAUGUGAUAAGAGUAGAACCGUUCGCAGAAGGAAAUUUCUGAUGCAACUCUCCGUCUUUGCUGAUUGCCUCUGCAAACGCCUGCUUGGCGACAGCCCUGGAACAUGUGCAUUAUGGAAAUGAGGGUAUUCUCUACUUUUUAUUGUGUUCGUCUGUUUUGGGGAUUGGAAGAAACUCAAACUUUUUGUCGCUUGCUUUGACCGGAACGUUGGUGAUGUCCGGGAGCCACAGGUGUCCUGGAUCUUGCUGAUGCAUUCCAAAGAAUGCUUUCUUGGAAACGUUGUACCCAGUUUCAUUCAAGAGAUGCACAGAAAAGACCAAAACAAGUAGCGCUCCUUUGGAGUUGCCCACAAUGCUGAGCUGGAGGAGGGCCCUGUGGGGAGUGGCCACCCCGUGACCAAGAACAGCAGCUGGCUCUCACCUGGGUCCUUGGGUCAAGCCUGCGUGUGCCAGACAGCUGGAGCGAGCGCCUGACAGCACCUGCGCAGGACCCACUGGAUGAGCCGGUGGCCUGGGAGACAGCAGGACCGUGGACCUGGUGCCUUGGUUUCCUCCCUGUGCACUCUGACAGCACUCAGGAUGGGCCACUUCAGGUGCUGCAGCGAAGUAAAUGUAAUUUGAAGAAAGCAAGAAGGAACCAAUGGCUUUAGCUGGCUGCCCAGAUUCCUUUUUGCACCAUCCGUACUACCAGGACCAGGUGGAGCAGACCUCCCCUCACAGUGCCCAGGAUCUGGCAGGACCUGGCUUCCCAGCACAGUCUGAUCAGCUCGCCAGUCACCAAGAGGAUGACGUGGACCUGGAGGCCCUGGUGAGCGACAUGAACGCAUCCUUGGAGAGUCCGUACUCGGCCUGUAGCAUGCAGUCAGAGACGGCACCCCUCCUCCAGAACGGCCCGCACGCCCGCAGCCAGCCGCCAUCCUCAGGAACAAGGUCCCUGAAGCCGCAGGUGUCCCCGAAGCAGAAGGUGCAGCGUUCUCAGCCUAUGCACAUCCUCGCCGUCAGGUGUUUGCUGAACAAAGAUGACAGGGUGUUUGGAGAAAAUGCCUGGCGCCUGCAGGAAGAAGACCAGCAGUUUAGAACCUCUUCUCUGCCGGCCAUCCCCAACCCUUUCCCUGAGCUCUGUGGCCCGGGGAGCCCCCCUGUGCUCACACGGAGCUCCUUAUCUCCAAGCCAGGCUGCUGCGAAGCAGGAUGUUAAAGUCUUCAGUGAAGACGGGACAAGCAAAGUGGUGGAGAUUCUCACAGACAUGACUGCCAGGGACCUGUGCCAGUUGCUGGUUUACAGAAGUCAUUGCGUGGAUGACAACAGCUGGUCGCUGGUGGAGCACCAUCCACACCUGGGAUUAGAACGGUGCUUGGAAGACCAUGAGCUGGUGGUCCAGGUGGAGAGUACCAUGGCAAGUGAAAGUAAAUUUUUGUUCAGGAAGAAUUAUGCAAAAUAUGAGUUUUUCAAAAACCCUACGAACUUCUUCCCAGAACAGAUGGUCACUUGGUGCCAACAGUCAAACGGUGGUCAAGCUCAGCUUUUGCAGAAUUUUCUAAACUCCAGUAGUUAUCCUGAAAUUCAAGGGUUUUUGCACGUGAAAGAGCUGGGAAGGAAAUCAUGGAAAAAACUGUACGUGUGUUUGCGGAGAUCAGGCCUUUACUGUUCCACGAAGGGAGCCUCAAAGGAGCCCCGACACUUGCAGUUGCUGGCUGACCUGGAAGACAGCAGCAUCUUCUCCCUGAUCACUGGCAAGAAGCAGUACAGCGCCCCCACAGACUUCGGCUUCUGCAUCAAGCCAAACAAAGUCAGGAACGAGACGAAAGAGCUGCGGCUGCUGUGUGCAGAAGACGAGCAAGGCCGGGCAUGCUGGCUGACCGCACUCAGGCUCCUCAAGUAUGGAAUGCUCCUUUACCAGAACUACAGAAUCCCCCAGCAAAGGAAAGCCUUGCUCCCCCACUUCUCAACUCCAGUGCGCAGCGUCUCCGAGAACUCCCUGGUGGCAAUGGAUUUUUCUGGACAGACAGGAAGAGUGAUCGAGAAUCCGGCUGAGGCCCGGAGUGCUGCGCUGGAGGAGGGCCAUGCCUGGAGGAAGCGCAGCACGCGGAUGAAUGUCCUAGGUAGCCAAAGUCCCCUGCACCCUUCUACCUUAAGCACAGUGAUUCAUAGGACUCAGCACUGGUUUCAUGGCAGGAUCUCCCGGGAGGAGUCGCACAGGAUCAUUAAGCAGCAAGGCCUGGUGGAUGGGCUUUUCCUCCUCCGUGACAGCCAGAGUAAUCCAAAGGCAUUUGUACUCACACUGUGUCAUCAUCAAAAAAUUAAAAAUUUCCAAAUCUUACCUUGCGAGGAUGAUGGACAGAUGUUCUUCAGCCUUGACGACGGGAACACCAAAUUCUCUGACCUGAUCCAGCUUGUUGACUUUUACCAGCUGAACAAAGGAGCCCUGCCUUGCAAACUCAAGCACCACUGCAUCCGAGUGGCCUUAUGACCUCAGACGUCCCCGUGGCUGAAGACUGGAGGACGCAGACACUGGAAUGAAGAGGGCUGUGCAUGGUUUGGAACAUGCAGCUAUACUGCCCCUUGGGACUCAGAGCAGGAUCGAUUCAGUUCGGUUGGUUCCCGCCGACCAGGAUUGACUAGUUUGUUGGACUUACCGGGAUCUGCUGCUGUGGAUCCAGCAGGCCCACCUCCCUCUGCCCCAGCCAGAGCAGGGAGGGCACGGAAGAGCACGCAAACUGGAGAAUAAACUGGAAUGAUCGUCUUGGCUGGGCCACGUAGGGAUGAGAACCGGAGAGAAUCAAUUGAAAAUGAACUCUUGCCCUGGAAUAAUCUUGACAAUUAAAACUGAUACGUUUACUUUUUGUAUUGAUCACUUUUUUGCACUCCUUGUUUUCAUUAUUGUAUUUGGCCUAUGGUAGAAGGGGACGUGGCUUUCCUGUGCAUAUGAGAUGCAAAGACAGGUUUGAACAGGCAGACUUCAGAGACUGAAUGUGGGUCCCCAAAUGUCCCCAGGGGUGCUCCUCACCUUCAGGUUACCAUAGGUGGCUUCAGCUCCCAAAUAACCAGCCACCCCCAGCCCUUCCCAGUUUACUUGAAGAGCUUUUUUUCAAUCCAAGGUUGCCUGCGGUAGGCCUUUGGCAUGUUUUGUGGACCAGCCAGGCCACCUCAGCUUGUCAGUCACCUCUGUGCACAGAUGUCCCAGACCCCAGACUAGGGUGCUCUUCCGCCCUCAUGGCUCAGGAGACCUGCACUCUUUGGAAAACUCCGUUCCACAACUCAGCAGUGCGGAGCGGCCCUACCACUAGUCUGACGCAGGCCAGCCUUUUGAGACAUGCCUGGAAACCCAUUAUCUGCCAGCAGCAGAUGCCAUACCAUGGAGUGCCUUCAGCCUGUUCUAGAAAGAUCACUGCCUCCCCACUGUGGUGGUUUGAGUCCUUUCGUGGCUGUUCUCCCUCCGGGGGUUACAGAAUCUGAAGGGAAAUGUCACCUGGCUGGCUUCCUACCGUAGUCCUGGUUUUCCAUAGUGAUAAAGACGGAAACGUUGCAAGGGGCUCAUCCACAGCCCUGCAUUUAAAGGUCUUUCCUUGACCUCAUCCUGCUGAAACCCCCAUAAGCCAGACACAUGAGGCAGCUAGAGCCCCGUCCGCCAGCUUACAGUCAGAGGCCCCUCACAGUGGUGUGUGCAUCGGUCGGCCCAGGGCUUGAGUUGUCUUCCCAGCUCCCUCUGCCCUGCUCGCUGGCUGAGUCUCAGGGGUGAGAGUAGCCGUAUCUUUACAUUUGUUCUCUGCAGGUAGAAAGGGCUCUCAUGACCAGCGUAAAGACUCCUGUGCUGAGAAGCGAUUUCCUUUGCUGAGGUCACAGCCGCACACGUGACUGGCGCCCCUGAACAUGUGCCAUGCAUUGCCUCAGCUCAGACCUACCACAGGGCUCCACGGUUUAGCACAGACCCCACGCGGGCCUCAGUGAUGCCUAUCCGCUGUAAUGACAUUUAGGGUAUAGAAACACUGUGUUUUAGUUUACAGGCCAUAUUCUAGUUGUUUUCCAUGAAAUGUCUUCUUAAUACAAAUGAAGAAUUUAUAGUAAAACAUUUUUUAACCAUAAAUGCUCAAUUAUGUCAUCUUCCUUUUGUAGCCAUUCUUUCAAACCACAAACAAUUAGGUAAUUCCCAAGGCCUCCUUAGCAGCUUCCACUCAACUUCACUUUAGCGGCUGAUUCUUACACUGCUACACCUUGUUUCUUUUCACUAGUUGGGAGUAAAAACCUGAGAAAACAAUCUAGGAUUUCUUUGCUCUGUUUACAUAACCAGUUUCCCCCCAAGAGACAGCAAUUGUCUGCAGUAUUUCAUUUUUAUAAGCAGAUGUUUUAUUUAAAAGGAGAACAAAAGCUUGACUGACUCACAGUUUUGUAUGUAGCUGGUCUGACUAGUGUUUUGUACCUUCCGGCCACCUUUGGCAAGUGUAAACUCCCCACAGCCCCUGCCUCGCCUGCCCGGGGCUGGGGCUCCACCUGACUGCCACAGGCCCUUGGGGCAGGAGGGCGCUGGGUCUGGCCCCGCCAACCAGGGGUGGGCAGAGGGUCCACGUCUAUUUUUGUAUUUGAGUGACAUGAAUGUAAACGGGCAGCUCAGGGUCGAUUUGGAGCCUGUUGACUUCUCUCUCCCUGUGAUUUUCUUUUCUAAAAUGAAAACAUGUAGCAGCCUGGCCUAGGUUGAGAAGGAAAACGGCAGGUGCUUUGGGUGUUUGAGUUAGCAGGUGAGCUCUGAGUUACAGAAUGGUUUUUUGUUUGCUAAACCCUGAAGAAAUAUGUGCCUCAGUCCAGUUGUUCUGUCUUCUCUUUUCUGCAAUUAAUACAUGAUGGUUUGACCACUGGGCACACCUUCCAGGGGUGGGACUUUCUGGCGGUAGGUGAUGUCGCAGUGCAACCUGCAGUGACCGUGACAUGGCCUGAUGUGUAAAUGUUUUCAGGGAAUGCAGAAGGUAUUAAAUCAGGAGACAAAACCUUGAUUCCAUGUGCUUUGCUCUCUUCUGUAUAUAGCUCUUUGGCUCGUGAGCCUAAUUGUAAACUUUCAGGUAUUUUUGUACAAAUAAGGGACUGAUGUUCUGGUUCUUGUAAUUAGAAAUAAAGAUUAAUACAGUGUUCUUCA